Molecule: messenger RNA, 3074 nt
Organism: Amorphotheca resinae ATCC 22711
Lineage: Eukaryota; Fungi; Ascomycota; Leotiomycetes; Helotiales; Amorphothecaceae
Exons: 3
Coding region: 217-2868 (883 amino acids)
Cellular component (GO): MBF transcription complex; SBF transcription complex
Molecular function (GO): DNA binding; transcription coactivator activity; protein binding
Source: RefSeq, a predicted model, not a curated record
CGUCUCGACACGUCUUCCUAUCAAGCUGGCCUGUGGCAGCGCGUUCUUGAUCUCCAUUGACCCUGGAGAGCUGCGACAACCACACAGCUCGACGGCAACAAGCUCAGAUUUUACCUCCUUACAAGCCGUCCUCGUCGCGAUCGCAUUGGUGACGCGACCUCCUCCUCGACUCCAGGUGUCAUUGUUCACACCUUCUCGCCCCUGCUGUUGACCCUUAUGGCCGCGGCCACACUUACUACGAACCCUCAACCUCUUGCGACAACUUCCCACUCUCGUCAGAACCUCAAUCGACCUCCCUCAUUCUCUUCCACAGGUGGCGCAUACGAGGACCAAGAGCUGCCCCUUACUAGAGAAGUUCCGCAAAUGUCUUUCAGUAUGAGCCAGGGGUCCCAGGGCAACGGCUUGGUAAUGCAGCCAGGCACAUCCUUUCGACAGUACGAGGGGAAUAAUGGACUGAACCAGCGAAAUUCUGCGCCUCAGAUAUACUCGGCAAUAUACUCAGGAGUAGAUGUGUAUGAGAUGGAAGUCAAUGGCAUCGCAGUGAUGCGGAGGCGGAAGGAUAGCUGGCUCAAUGCAACGCAGAUUCUGAAAGUUGCUGGCAUUGAGAAGGGCAAGCGUACCAAGGUUUUGGAGAAAGAGAUUUUGAUAGGGGAACAUGAAAAGGUCCAAGGAGGAUAUGGAAAAUAUCAGGGUACCUGGAUCAAGUUUGAAAGGGGUCUUGAGUUCUGUCGUCAAUACGGCGUAGAGGAGUUAUUAAGACCUCUUUUGACGUACGAUAUGGGACAGGACGGCGGGAUUGCAGGAAGAGGUGGCAUUGACACACCCACAAAGGAGCAGGCCAUGGCCGCGCAACGCAAGCGUCUGUACAACUCGGGCGCUGACAACAGAAGCAACUCACAAUCCGGAACGUUCUUUAAGAACAUUUCAAGCACUGCAUCACAUGCAGUAGCAGCUAUUAGUAAAGCACGUUUCGAUUCGCCGGCACCACGCAUCAAAAACAGUGGUGCUCGCCCAGCAAGUUUUAGUCGACAAUCAUCUUCACAACAUCUUGGUUCUCAGGAGUCUGCUUUCCCCGGGGGGUCCCAGCAAAGCAUGCAGAGCUUUGCCUCAGGAGAGAGCUUUGUUAUGAACGGACAGGACUCAGCGUAUUCAACCCAAUCUGGACCUCAGUUUUCUCAGACUGGGAGAGAAGAGACACGCAACAGCGAAUUUGAAGAGCCUCCAAGAAAGAGGGUUCGACCUUCACCAGGUAUGGCUGAUUCUCAACAACAGUUGAAUGAAGAUUAUUACGGUAUGUCGUUACGAGAAGCGUCACCAACUGAGCCAAACGACUCAUUUGUCUAUCACCAAAACCACAACAUGUUGCAAGGGGAAGAAACUCCCGUCCCGCUCAUGCCCUUGACUAUGCCUCCCGGUCCAAAUGGAGAAAGGAAGAAGGAUCUUCUGAUGUCUCUCUUUGAAGACCCUAAUCGAACAGAUUUCAGCAAUCAUCCAGCCUUGCGCGAGCUUUCUCUCCAGGAACUCGAUAUGCCAGUUGACAAGAGCUCCAACACGGCUUUGCAUUGGGCAGCAACUCUUGCCCGCAUUCCACUCUUGAAGGCUCUCAUUGCGAGAGGCGCGAGUAUUUUCCGGGUUAAUCGUGUUGGAGAGAGUGCAUUGAUGCGCGCUGCUGUGGUCAUUAACAACUUUGACAAUGGCACAUUUCCCGAUCUUCUGGAGAUACUUGGACCGAUUAUCGAGUUUCGAGAUUCGCGGGGUCGAACUGUUCUACACCACAUCGCCAUCACAUCCGCCAUAAAGGGAAGAAGUCAGACUACCAAGUACUAUCUCGAGUCCCUUCUCGAGUUCGUCGUGCGCCAGGGCAGCUCCCCGAAUAGUCAGCAGUCUUUCACCAAUGGCCCUCCAGCACUAAAGUCAAUGGGCAUUGGCCGCUUCAUGUCGGAGAUAGUCAAUAUUCAAGAUAAUUCGGGCGACACUGCUCUGAACAUCGCUGCCAGAAUCGGCAAUCGAAGUAUCAUCUCUCAACUUCUCGAGGUCGGAGCUGAUAUCUCAAUCACCAACCGCUCCAACCUCUGUCCGAUCGAUUUUGGCAUUGGGGACCAGACUGACCCCGAAGGUCUUACGGUUGGAGGGUUUGGAGGCCCUGAGAGAUCGUUGGUCAAAGAUACCAGAGAGAGCAGUGGCGACAUCAUUGCUUCUAUCACGACCCUUCUUUCAGAGACUGAGAACGAGUUCAAUCGAGAGAUGAGUGCAAAACAAAGUCAGAUCGACGCAAUCCACGUUAGCCUCCGGGACGCCUCUGCCGCAUGCGGAAAAGAGCGUAGCCGUCUCGAUGCCUCGCGGUCACUUAUGAAGGAAAGCCAGGAGCGAAAGAACAGAAUAUCGAAUCUCAGGAGAGCUGCCGAAGAAGAGCGGGCCAGACUAAACCAAAUGCAACGGCAGUAUGGCCAAACGAUUGGGGAAGUCGAGACACAAUUAGGUGAUGCCGAUAAGGAUCUUGCUAUUCCUGCCGAAGCAGUGCCUGCGAAUAUCCUGUCAAAUAUCGACCCGAACAGUCAUCAACCUCCAGUCCUCGACGAAGCACAGCGUCAAGCAUUGAGCUCUUUACCCCCCACGCACGUUCUUCGUGCAAGAGUCAAUGCUUACAAGGCAGUCAACGAGGGCUUAGCAGAGAACGUUCAAGGUCUCCAGAGCAGAAGCUCAGAGCUUGCAGACAAAUACCGGGAGAUCAUCAGCCUAUGUACAAAUGUCGACGAGAGCAACGUAGACGGCUUCCUCGAUAGUUUGCUCCGUGCCGUGGAGAGUGAGCAGGAUGACGUGGAGCUCUCACGUGUCCGGGAGUUUUUGUCACGCGUUGAUGGUGUUUAGACAAGGUAGACAGGACCAGCUGCAUUUGCAUUCCAAAGGCGUUGCAUGGAUAAGGGCAGAGACUCAAUCGGUUUUGAGGGGUCUACACUUCUGCAUCUAGGGAACUGGCUUGGUGUUUUGUUAGGAAGAUGUCUCUAAAAGGGCUGAAUUGCAUGUCCGGUUAUAAUACCAAGGCAGAUACCAGGAAUGAAUAAAUCUCUUGCCAU